Messenger RNA from Rotaria sordida, 231 nucleotides. Lineage: Eukaryota; Metazoa; Rotifera; Eurotatoria; Philodinida; Philodinidae. The record is from the annotation of a GenBank genome assembly.
AUGAAAGCCCGUGAAAAAUGGGGUUUAUUGAUGUUAAAUAGUAAGGGUUAUAUGGGUGGUAGUCAAUCUCAACAUCGUCCACGUUUUUCUCAUUGUCAAGCUUCAUAUUAUGGAGCAACAUGGGAUCGACGAAGUUAUGUUCCAUCUCAUGUUGGUUAUGGACAUCAUCAUCAUACAAGACAAAGGCUUAGUUUUGGUUCAGCACCAACUCAUCGACGUAUACGUUCUUAA